UGCCGGUUUAUCGUUGCCAAAUACUUUGCAAGUCGGAAAAAUAAAUUGACAAAACAAACGGCAAUUCAGCUAAACUUGUUAAAUUUCAAUCGGAUUUUUGUAGCAAACUAAAGCAGGAUGCCCGUGCUGCCGAUGCCACCGCUUAUCCAGAACGCAGUAGAACCGAUGCAAGUGGAUGCGCCACCGAACGAGGACAAUGAAAACAACGAGGAGCAGCAGAUUGUGGUGGAGAAUCCCAGUAUAGAUCUCGAGGUGUACGCCAAUCAAUAUUCCGGGAUCGUUCGACUUCAUCGCUUGAUUUAUGUGGCUGAUGUCUGCCCGAUUCUGGCUGUGGAAGCUCUUAAAAUGGCCAUUACUUAUGUGCAAAACACCUACAACGUUAAUCUCUACCAGGUGCUGCACAAGCGGCUAAGCGAUUUGAAUGCCGGAAAUGCCCCAGCUCCACCCGCGAAUGCUGGUGGAGAGCAAGCAGCAGCUCCGCCAGGUGCUCCGGCAGCUGCACCUUUGCCGGAUAUUGCCGCCCAACCGGUGGCCCAGGCUCAAGGACAAGCUCAGCCCGCUGGCGAGAAGGACGCUUUUGCGUAUGACGCCGUAUGGGUAGACACCAAGCUGAAGAAGGCGGCCCUGAAGCUGGAGAAGCUGGACUCCGACCUGAAGAACUACAAGUCCAAUUCGAUCAAGGAAAGCAUUCGCCGAGGGCACGAUGACCUGGCAGACCACUACCUUAGCUGUGGCGAUCUCACUAAUGCCCUUAAGUGUUAUUCGCGGGCCAGAGAUUACUGCACCAGUGGCAAGCAUGUGGUCAACAUGUGCCUGAACGUAAUCAAGGUGUCCAUCUACCUGCAAAACUGGGCUCAUGUGAUGAGCUAUAUAUCGAAAGCAGAAAGCACUCCAGAUUUUGCCGAAGGUUCCAAGGAGGCCAACGCCCAGGUGCAUACUCGCCUGGAGUGCGCCGCUGGGCUGGCGGAGCUACAGCAAAAGAAGUACAAGGUGGCUGCUAAGCAUUUCCUGAAUGCCAACUUUGAUCACUGCGAUUUCCCCGAGAUGAUUUCCACCAGCAAUGUAGCGGUUUACGGUGGCCUCUGCGCCCUGGCCACCUUUGACAGGCAGGAGCUUAAGCGUCUGGUCAUCGCCUCCACAUCUUUUAAGCUUUUCCUGGAACUCGAGCCGCAACUUAGAGAUAUUAUUUUCAAGUUUUACGAGAGCAAAUACGCCUCCUGUUUGACGCUACUGGAUGAGAUCAGGGACAACCUGCUGGUGGACAUGUACAUUGCUCCCCAUGUGACCACUCUGUACACCAAGAUAAGGAACCGCGCCCUAAUCCAGUACUUCAGCCCAUACAUGUCGGCUGAUAUGCACAAAAUGGCCAUGGCCUUUAACUCAUCUGUGGGCGAUCUGGAGAACGAGGUAAUGCAGCUUAUAUUGGACGGACAGAUCCAGGCGCGUAUCGAUUCGCACAACAAAAUUCUGUAUGCCAAGGAGGCGGAUCAGAGGAACAGCACCUUCGAGCGGGCCUUGAUCAUGGGAAAGCAGUACCAGCGUCACACCAGGAUGCUUGUGCUCCGAGCUGCUAUGCUCAAGAGCCACAUCCACGUUAAGAACAUUUCGAGGGAGGGCGGCAGCAGCCACGGCGCCGAACUUUGCGUAUCCGCCGGGUCCUCCACAACCGCCCAGCUGGCCAGGAUCUAAGAAAACCCAGCACCCAAUAUUCAAUAAAGUCUAUGAAAUAUGUAUAUCACACACUGGCGAAAUAAAAAAUUUUAGCGAAGCUAAUUAAGAAAAAAAAACACAAA
Drosophila ficusphila is the source of this 1793-nucleotide messenger RNA. It is a transcript of the gene CSN1b, whose product is annotated as COP9 signalosome complex subunit 1b. Gene Ontology annotation, cellular component: COP9 signalosome. The record is from RefSeq and is a predicted model, not a curated record. The transcript has 2 exons. The coding region runs from base 118 to 1689 and encodes 523 amino acids. NCBI's taxonomy places the organism in Eukaryota, Metazoa, Arthropoda, Insecta, Diptera, Drosophilidae.